CUAUCAUCAAAUUGGAAAGUUAUAGUUGCCUCAGUUUUAAGAUAAGAUUUAAAUAUUCGGAAUGAUUAUGAUCAACUUUUUUGUAUUAUUCGGUUUAACACAAAUUAUUUCAGGAAUUUUAAGUGCAACUAUAGGAACUACUUAUAUAAAUGAGGCAUAUACUGCAGUUAAUACAAGUGUUGGGACUAUAAACGGUUUUAUUGAAAUAACAAGAUAUACUGAUGGUCAGCCCAGAGGUGCAUUAAAGUUUCUAGGAAUACCCUAUGCAGUUCCUCCUGUUGGGAAUUUACGUUUUAGGAAACCAAGGCCAGCUACAAAUUUUAAACAACCUUUUAAUGCUACACAAUAUGGACCAGGAUGCUUACAAAAUAAAUUCUUAAUGUCAAUGUGGUUGCCAGGAAGAGAUUUUCUUUCUGAGGACUGUUUGACCUUGAACAUAUUUGCUCCUUUUCAUACGGCUACCGCCAAACGACCUGUUAUGUUAUGGAUUCAUGGAGGAGCAUAUCAGAUUGGACAAUCUAGUAUUUAUUCUGCCGAAAAUUUAGCUAGUUACGGUCAGGUUAUUGUGGUGACAAUUAACUAUCGACUUGGUCCUUUCGGAUUUUUAGCUACUAAUGACCCUGACUCGUUGGGAAAUUUAGGAUUAUGGGAUCAACAACUUGCCAUUAAAUGGAUACACGAAAAUAUUGAAUAUUUCCAUGGUGAUCCGAGUAGAAUAACACUAUUUGGGGAAUCCGCUGGAGGCGGAAGUACCGUUUAUCAGGCAAUGUAUCCUGGGAACAAGGGUCUAUUCUCACGAACAAUUUCCGAGAGUGGAGUAGCCAUGUCGGCAUGGGGUUAUAAUACACGCGACAAGAUGCUCGAUUUCACGAAAAGAAUGGCACAGAACUUAAAAUGCCCGACAACUAACGAUCGUGCCAUGUUAUCCUGCAUGCAAAACGUUCCAGCUCAAGACAUUGUUGAUAAAUCAAGAGUAGGAACAGAAUCGGAGAAUCUAUUCCGACCCGAGUUUGUUCCUGCUCCAGAUGGUGAAUUUAUAAUACAAUCCGCUCCUGAUAUUUUUACGAAGUCGUGUUUGAUCGGUGACCAAACCGGAAGUGUUUUCGACAAUAUUGACAUGGCAUUUGUUGCAUUGACCGGUGAUGGGACUGCAGUGACUGGUUCAACGAUGUUACCAUAUGUUAAAAAGCGCAUGUCAAAGACUAUGUCGCCCGAUGACAUCAUCGAGAAAUCGGUUAUUCCGAAUAUUCUAUCGGAUAGAUUUAAUAUUACUUCUCCGGAACUUGCUAAAAUAAUGAAUUUCUUGUACAGUGACUGGAACAAAACAUUAGGAAAUAAUUCAUAUCAAACAAAACUUUUAAAUUUGGAUACAGAUUACAGCUUUUAUAUUCCAAUAAUCAAUACCGCUACUGCGCAUGCACAGAGAGAAAAGGGGAAGAAGACAUAUUUGUUAGGGUUUGAAAAACACUCUUCAUUCACUCUUCCAUUAGAGUAUAAACCACCUAACCUUCAUGCAGAUGAAAUUCCAUAUUUCUUUGGUUUUCCUGAUAGUAUGAUGAAGCCAUUCGCAAUGUCAAGGACAAAUAUUACAGCUGAAGAAAUACAACUGUCUGAAAAACUCAUGUUAUAUAUUUCGAAUUUUGCUUAUUCUGGUGACCCUAAUCUACCAAGAACACCGGAUGUGAAGUGGUUACCCUACAACGUCGAAGAUGAACACUAUCUACGUGUUGGUGAAACGAUCAAAGCCGAUUCACACAUGCUACCUACGCGGACUGCUUUCUGGACAAAAUACAUACCGGAGUAUCUAAAAAGAACAAAAUCGUGUACUAUUAGCCAGGGCGUAUUGCCUAACUUUGGACCUUCAAACGUAGUUGGUUAAGAAACAGAGCGAAAUCAAAAAUUCAA
This is a messenger RNA of Mytilus trossulus (common blue mussel), 1905 nucleotides long. Its product is annotated as neuroligin-4, Y-linked-like. NCBI's taxonomy places the organism in Eukaryota, Metazoa, Mollusca, Bivalvia, Mytilida, Mytilidae. The transcript is spliced from 3 exons. The coding region runs from base 62 to 1879 and encodes 605 amino acids. The record is from RefSeq and is a predicted model, not a curated record.